Trichophyton rubrum CBS 118892 is the source of this 1674-nucleotide messenger RNA. RefSeq lists its product as uncharacterized. The transcript is spliced from 4 exons. The coding region runs from base 1 to 1674 and encodes 557 amino acids. Lineage: Eukaryota; Fungi; Ascomycota; Eurotiomycetes; Onygenales; Arthrodermataceae. Gene Ontology annotation, cellular component: TRAPPII protein complex; trans-Golgi network. Gene Ontology annotation, biological process: intra-Golgi vesicle-mediated transport. The record is from RefSeq and is a predicted model, not a curated record.
AUGUCUGAAAACCAAUUCCUACAAGAUGCGACGCUGGAUACGGUCAUCCCGCACGCUUCAGAUCUGAAUAUAGAAGAUGUGCUGGGGACUGUACAGGAGAGUUCUGGGGAUCCAGGAACAUAUCUUUCAAAAAUUCAACAACGUCAACUGCUGUUUUUCGACGAACACAUUACACUCUACCUAGUGCUUUGUCUAUCUGAUUUCCCAAAGGACAGUCUAGAGGCUUGCAUAUCAAACCUCAGUGUACGUUUUGAAGUCCUCGCCAUUGAUGAAGGAGGUUCGAGUGAGCCAGGAGAAGAGGAGCAGAGCUCGAAGGAUUUAAUAUAUUCCCAAACCGUGGAUAAGAAAGAUGAUCCAUUCGUCAUUGUUGAUGAAGCUGUCGGAGAUGGAGGGGAUGGAAACCAUGCAUAUGUGAUAUGGAAAUCAGAAGCAUUCCUCUACCGACCUCGAGUGCGCCUAAGGCAUCCAUCCGUUGUUUUUACGGCAUCUGCAAGCUAUAGCCCCCAAGGCUCACAGACCUCAGCCAGCAAUGACCAAUAUCUGCCUCGACUCACGCCAGCUUCUACAAAUAUAUUUCAACCCUUGACCGCUGCCGGAGAGGAUAUAGAUCCGUACCUUCCUGCCUCUCGGAUAUUACGGCUUGUCCCCUCUACCCAGCCCGAAGGGUCAAUGUAUAACAUCCAGCAGAGGUCGUAUCACCCCGUUCGCAUUAUCCCGGCUGCCAGUGCUAGGAUUAGAUAUUCCCGAUCGGCCGCAGUUUUGAAAAAGUUAUCAACAACUGCUAGCCUCGACUUUGAGGCAACUCCGUUUACCAGCUAUGAAGUUGUUUUGGAAGAGGCUAACUUAUCCCUAACUAAUGGAACAGUGGAACCCCUGGCUCAAGCAAUUGGCUUCUCACCCCCUAUCAGCUGUCCAGCACGGGAUGAUAUCUCAUUGGUCUAUAAACUCAUAUCCUCAGAAUUUGCCGAUGGCGCACCAGUGACAUCUAUGCUUGACAUCUCACUCAAAGUGACUGUGCUAGUCUCAGACGAAUGUUGCCCAAAGAUCUCGAUGCGCUGGAGGACAAGCGUUGACUUCUCCAGGCCUACAAACCAGUCCUUAGGAGGCGUUAGUAAUAUGUUGCGACGAAGUAUCAUAUCCCGUGGGAGCGACCAGUCCAUGCAAGAACCAACAAUGCCGCAGGUCACCUCUUUUACUCCUACGGACCAUGGAGUGAAGAUAUCAUUCUUCGGUCCUCCUAGCGUCGAGGUUGGCAAGCCAUUUGACUGGGAUGUUUUUAUUGUAAACACUUCCACGAAAGUGAGAAAAUUCGGGCUUUCUGCUGUCCCGUUUCGAAGACGCUCAGACGCGCGAACACAUGUUCCCCGGCCGUCAUCGUCUUCCUCCAUAAAGAGAGCAGAUGAAGUUGCAGAGGCUGUUGUUGACGAAAACAUUGUCUAUGCAAUGCAACAAAAUGCGGCCCCUCAUGAGACCGAUCUUCUUUGCCUCAGCACCGAUUCAAAAAUAGGGCCUCUCCACCCCGGUACAUGCCAUUCCACAAGACUAAGGCUCCUCCCGCUAUCCCCAGGGCUUCUACACUUGGAGGUUGUGAGACUCGUCGACCUGGCGUCAAACGAAACCAUGGAGAUCCGAGAUUUGCCUGACAUUGUAGCGUACGCAAAUGCCGAUAUUUAA